Pezoporus occidentalis (night parrot) is the source of this 1095-nucleotide messenger RNA. RefSeq names its product cytochrome c oxidase assembly protein COX18, mitochondrial. Gene Ontology annotation, molecular function: membrane insertase activity. NCBI's taxonomy places the organism in Eukaryota, Metazoa, Chordata, Aves, Psittaciformes, Psittacidae. The record is from RefSeq and is a predicted model, not a curated record. Gene Ontology annotation, biological process: protein insertion into mitochondrial inner membrane from matrix; mitochondrial respiratory chain complex IV assembly. Gene Ontology annotation, cellular component: mitochondrial inner membrane. The transcript is spliced from 6 exons. The coding region runs from base 37 to 951 and encodes 304 amino acids.
GUGCGUGGCACCGCCCCCUGGCGGAAACUGUCAGCCAUGUGGCGGCUGGCGCGGGCGGGCGCCGCUCGGUUAGCGGCGGCGGGGGUCCCGGCCGCGCCGCUCGGAGGCCACGGCGGCUGGUACGAGUGGUGGUCGCAGUCGCCGCCUGUGCACUGGGCCGAGGGCGGUCUGACGGCCCUGCAGGCGUCCGCGGGGCUGCCGUGGUGGGCCGCCAUCGCCUGCGGCGCCGCCCUUCUCCGCACCGCCGUCACCUUGCCGCUGGCCGCGCACCAGUGCCGGCUCCUGGCGAAGCUGGAAAACUUGCAGCCCGAGAUUAAAAACCUGGCUGAGCGCCUUCGCUAUGAAGUUUCUGUUCGUGGAAAGCAACUGGGUUGGUCUGAAAAGGUGGCCAGGUUCCACUAUAAGAAGAAUCUGCGGAGAAUUAUCACGGAGCUGUACAUUCGAGACAACUGCCACCCCUUCAAAGCCACUCUGCUUGUGUGGGUGCAGGUUCCAAUGUGGGUCUGUGUGUCCCUCGCUUUGCGCAACUGCAGUGUCGGUGCCACGAGCUCUGAAGUUCAGGAGGCGUUCUCAGCAGGCGGAGCGCUGUGGUUCACAGACCUCACGGCACCAGACUCUACAUGGAUUCUGCCAGUUUCACUUGGGCUUGUGAAUUUGCUGAUAGUGGAGAUCUUUGCUGCACAAAAGAUAAAAGUUUCCAGGUUCCAGAAGCUUAUUACAAACUUCUUUCGAGUGGUGUCAGUAGUAAUGAUCCCUGUUGCUGCGACAGUCCCCUCUUCCAUGGCGUUGUACUGGCUGUGUUCCAGCUUCGUGGGACUCUCUCACAACCUGUUGCUGCGGUCUCCAGCCUUUCGUCAACUGUGUUGGAUACCAAGGACCAAAUCAGAAACAGAUACUCCCUACAGGGAUAUCCUGUCUGCCUUGGCUACCAAAUACAGUUUCAAGAAAUGAUGUAGUUGGAAAUCUCAGAAGAGCUGUCCCACAGAUCUUGCAGGGAUAAUUAUGUUUUAUUGAGAUAUACUUAUUUACUGUAAAAUGUUGUAGCUGGGAUUAUCUUUAUUUUCCAAAUAAAGAGCUGGCUGGCCAUAAAAAAUG